Messenger RNA from Bufo bufo (common toad), 2297 nucleotides. It is a transcript of the gene INSYN2B, whose product is annotated as inhibitory synaptic factor family member 2B. NCBI's taxonomy places the organism in Eukaryota, Metazoa, Chordata, Amphibia, Anura, Bufonidae. Bases 489 to 2057 code for a protein of 522 amino acids. The record is from RefSeq and is a predicted model, not a curated record. The transcript is spliced from 4 exons. Gene Ontology annotation, biological process: inhibitory postsynaptic potential. Gene Ontology annotation, cellular component: postsynaptic density.
GGACAUUCUGAACCUCUUUUUAGAAUCACAUUACUGUUAGUCAUAUCAGUGAUUGCUCUGCAAAAGGAGGAGUAUCUAUAUUCUCUGCAGGUGAACAUUCUGCAUCUUAAAGGACAUCUCCUUAUGGCUAAUGAAAUGCCAAACUUUAACAAACAUCUACAUAUUCAUUUGUGACUGAUUUGUUCAUGUCAAAAAUGAAAUUACAUCAUCUGUGCUGUGUGCUCCAUGGUCAACAUUCAGCAAAGUAGCAUUAGAGCAGUAUUGGACUCCAAAGUUAUUAUUACCUAAACUAAUAGGUCAACUGCUGAUACAUUUUUAUGCUGCUAAAACAAAUUACAUCAGUGGAAGGUAUAUGAGAAAAUCAAAAACUUUGAAUGGAUUGGUCUGGAAAUACCAAAGAAAAUACAUCUACAAUGGGCUCUUCGGCUAACUAUUUUAAGGCUGUUAUUAAGACAGGACAGAGUUACCAACUUCAGUAACCUACUGCUAUGAGUCACAAAGAAGCGAGUUCACUACCAAAUGUACACUGCAACUCAAUGGAACAACAAACAAUGAAAGUUCGUCCUGUGCUCCUAAAACGAAAAAGCUUUGAUACUUCAGAUCCUACAAAACAAACAAAUCACCAUAAGAACAAAUCCCAGCAAGUCAGAUUUAAGGAGGACAGCACAACUCAACAUGCACAAGACUUUGUGGGAUUAAGUAAAAAGCAUUGUGAUAAUAUCUCCCUAAUCAAUGGAAAGGCUGGAAAAUCCCACACUAGAACUAUAUGUUUGCUCACUUGUUCUCAAUCACAGAAAGGAAUUCAAAAUAUUGCUAUACAAACAUCUCCUAGUCUCAGGAAACAUUUUCCAAAUUUUAAGGCAAAAAAAACAACAACGCCUAAAGGCAUACUGUUCACAGAGUCUAGCUGUGCCCAGGUUAAUGGUGAACUAUCAGAUGAUGACAUAGGUACCCCCAUAUCUCAUCUUAAACUAAGUGACCAAUUUGAGGAGGGAUUAAAAAGGGUCAGAAGAUCUUCGCCACUAUUACAUACUGUACCUAAAGCACAAAGUAAUGGACCUAUAAGUAAGUGCCCAGAACUUCAAUUUGCUGAAGUGCUUGAACAGGACGCUGUUUCAAUCCAUUUACCAGAUAACCCAAUCAAGAACUCAAUAGAAGUGACAGAAAAGUCAAAUACUGACCUACAAAUGUAUAAGACUUUUGAGAUUCCGGUGGAAUGUUCUGUAAAAAGCAAUUUAAACAUUUCGCAACCUUCACAUGUACGUGUAAAACGGAUCACUAGUGUUGAUGCAAAACAGGUAGAAAUAUUCUUUCCAUUGAAACAAAAGGCGUUGCUACAAAAAAAAAAAAACAUUGAAUGUAAAAGGUUUUUUACUUUAACCCCAUCCUUUAAAAGCAAUUUAUCAUACUGUUUUCACUCUGAACACCAGCAGACUGACAAAUCUGAGAAACUCCAAGAGUUUGUGCUUCAACCUAAUCACAGCCACCAACAGAAAUCGGUUACAAAUCUUCCCAGAUUACAAACUAAAGAAACUGACAUUACUGGAUCUCAGAAAAACACCACAGAUACUACUGGUUGCACAGACAGUAUCUCUAGCCUGCCAAAGAUUGGUAUACCACAUGAAGCAAAUAAUGAAGGCAAACUGACAAACCCAGGACACAAGUCACAUAGCCAGUUUUGUUCUCUACAAGGUAAACUACAAACUGUAGAAGAAUCCUUACAGUCAAACCAAAAGAAGAUUAAGAUCCUGUUAAAUGUAAUCCAAGACUUAGAAAAGGCCAGAGCAUUCAGUGAAGGGCGCUUCUAUCGUACAGGACAAGACCUAAACAACUGCAGUACUUGUCAGAGCACAGCAUGUAUUAUUUACAGUGUAGAAUAUGACUUUAGACAACAGGAAGAAAGAUUCCUUCACAUUCUGAAGAAACUUGAUAAGGUGGAACCAAAUCCUAUUCUGUCUCCUGCUCCAAAACCAGAACCAGAAAUUGAGCUUACUGAAAAACAGGAAGACCGGAAAAAAAAAAAAAAAUUGAAGAAGAAAUGUUUCUGGUGGAUCUGACAACUAACAUGGUGCAAGACCAUUGUAACCAAGACUGCGUGCUCCUGGACAUAGUGGAGCCUCCUCUCUUUAAAAUCUGUAUAAGAUACUUUUUUUCAUAUGUAACUAUAUAAAAGGAAAAUCUAUUGUAUAAAUAGCUUUUUAUAAGGUAUAAAUAAUUUUAUAUCACGUGGUACAUGAUUCAAAUAUUAACAAGCAUUUAUUCUAUUAACUUUUUGUUAAUGCUUCACUGGGAACCAG